Messenger RNA from Actinia tenebrosa (Australian red waratah sea anemone), 1248 nucleotides. RefSeq lists its product as uncharacterized. The record is from RefSeq and is a predicted model, not a curated record. NCBI's taxonomy places the organism in Eukaryota, Metazoa, Cnidaria, Anthozoa, Actiniaria, Actiniidae.
UUUUUGUAUUCUACUGAUGAAUAAUUUAUAUGCUUAGAUAACCAUAACAUUGAUCAAACCCAAGCGGAGUUCAAUUCUUCUGAAUGGCGACUUCAAAUUGACCCGGCACAAGUUCGCCAGUUUUAACUGUUAAAAAAAAUCGUGUUAAACCAAAGAUGGAAUUGAGAUUUCUCAAGGCGUUUAUCCUUGUCUUCACAGCCUUUCUGUGUCAUAUUUUUGGACGCACGAAUUCAGAAAUUGUUAAGUGCCACAAGAAUGAAACUUGUGGCUAUAAUUCGCAGUGCAUCAGCAAGGAGUGUCUUUGUAACGAAGGAUUCAUAAGUUUAGUCAAACCAGUUGGAGUGAAAGGCAAGGACUGUGUCGACAGAAAGUGUGAAGAUGGGAAAUGUGUCACUUGUAUAGAUAAGACCAGAUGCAAAAGAUGCGUCCGUUACCUCAUAGAAGGAACAGGGAAGUGUACGGACGAAUGUAAAACAGAGGUUAUUUUAAAGUUUACUGGAAAUGAGCAGGGGGAUGUUUGUAAAGCGGCCGAGGAGUCCAAGUGGACUAAGGCACAGACGAUUGGACUUAUCGUUGGAUUGUCUCUCGCGGCUGUAGUGAUCAUCGUGGUUGUAAUCGUAAUCAUCAUAAUAAAGAAAAGGAAAAUUGAUGAGGAUACUGAUAGACAAAUUAAAGAAAUACGCGCAAGAAAAAAGAAAGAAAGGCAAGAAAGAAGGAAGGCCAGAAAUGCUGCAAAGAGUGCUAACGCCCAAGAGGGAAAGCAAGGUUCUAUUCCUGACUCCACUGGGAAUGACUCUUCUGGUAACGUCCUAGGGGCAAAGGACUUUGAAGUUUGAACAAGGCUAACAGCGGAUCCAGUUAGAAACGAAGGAUCUUGUUUUCAAAGUAAUGGCACAUGGUUUGAAAUGGGAAAACAUUACGCCCAUGAUAAGAGUCGCCACAAGAACGAAAGAACGACUACUUUUUCUAGAUUGGUCUUCUCUAGAUUUCGUGCAAUAAUUUAAAAUUUUGUAUGAAAAACUUAGAGAGAAAGAAAACCUAAAGAUCAAGGUGGAAAAUUCGAAGCCGAAAAAGUAUGAAAAAAUUAAAACGUUUGUAAAAAAUAUAUAAAUAAGAUGAAAAACAAAUGAAUAAAAUACUGUAAAAAAAUUUCUAAAUGCAUAACAAGAAGAGAGAGAAAGAAAACCUAAAGAUCAAGGUGGAAAAUUCAAAGCCGGAAAAGUAAAAAAAAAUUAAAACGAUUGUAAA